Molecule: messenger RNA, 1210 nt
Organism: Oryza brachyantha (malo sina)
Lineage: Eukaryota; Viridiplantae; Streptophyta; Magnoliopsida; Poales; Poaceae
Product: photosynthetic NDH subunit of subcomplex B 5, chloroplastic
Exons: 5
Coding region: 62-742 (226 amino acids)
Biological process (GO): response to oxidative stress
Cellular component (GO): chloroplast
Source: RefSeq, a predicted model, not a curated record
CAGCAGCAGCUACCAGCUAGCAAGAACCAAGAAGCGAGCAGAGCUCAGCGUUUGGAGCGAGAUGAUGAGCAGCAGCUUGGUGUCCGCCAUUUCUGCGUCACCGUCUGCCACUGCAAAAGCUCGCCCUCCUCAUGACGGCGCAGCAGCAGCAGCAGAAGAGAGGCAGCAGCUGAGGAUAAAGACGACGCACUCCGGCUGCAGCUGCUGCCAGAGCAGGGGCCGCCGGGCGGUGGUGGCGAUGGCCGGGCCCGGGCCACUGACGGAGAUCGAGCCGGACCUGCGGGAGGACCCCAUCGACAAGUGGCGCACCAACGGCGUCAGCCCGGAGGACUUCGAGUAUGGAGUGUAUGAUGGCCACCAUACCUACCAUGAAACCCAAGAUAAGAAGGGCUUCUGGGAGGAUGUCUCUGAAUGGUAUCAAGAAGCUGAACCUCCUCAGGGCUUCCAAGCACUCAUCUCCUGGUUGUUUCCUCCUGCAAUCAUCCUUGGCAUGGCUUUCAAUGUCCCGGGAGAGUACCUCUACAUCGGCGCGGCAGUGUUCGUCGUCGUGUUCUGCAUCAUCGAGAUGGACAAGCCGGACAAGCCACACAACUUCGAGCCGGAGAUCUACAUGAUGGAGAGAUCGGCUCGCGACAAGCUCAUCGCGGACUACAACACCAUGGACAUCUGGGACUUCAACGAGAAGUACGGCGAGCUGUGGGACUUCACCGUCGACAGAAGAGAUGAGAUCGUGAAAUCGUAGGCUGGCAUUCAGAAACGGGCGAUCAGUGUCACAUUUGCUACAUAGAUGCAGCUGCAGUAACAGUUCAGAGAAUCAGAACCACUGCAAAGAUAAAGCAGGGUGGCACAAAGCUGCAUGAUAAGUCUCUUCAAAAUAAAGAAGUUGAGUGGAAAGGAUGUGUGUAUGCAUCAUCUCAUCUUCUGUAAGGCCUGCUAUCUAUGAUUGUGUGUCAUUUCUGACAGUCUGAACUCUGGAGUUCAGCCAGGUACAAAAGGAGAACUGAAAAUUCUGUUUCCUUCUCAUAUAUGUAUGUAAUUAUGUAAAGCUUCUCAUCUUACAUGUUCUCUGAACAAAGCAUGGAAUAGCUAGCAGCACACUGUUGGUCAUGCCCCCAAUGUAUUGAAAAAAAAUCCUGUAGAUGACAAAGAACUGGUGCAAUAGUUGUAUAGUAGUAUAAUAAUGGAAUUUUUUUUGCCAAGUUUGGCACCA